This is a messenger RNA of Melospiza georgiana, 753 nucleotides long. RefSeq lists its product as uncharacterized. The record is from RefSeq and is a predicted model, not a curated record. NCBI's taxonomy places the organism in Eukaryota, Metazoa, Chordata, Aves, Passeriformes, Passerellidae. Gene Ontology annotation, biological process: response to bacterium.
AUGCGGCGGGGUCGGGGCACGGGGCUGGCGGCGCUGGCCGCGCUGAUCAUCGUGGCUGCAGUCAGAGCCCAGGUACAUCAGGAGCCAUUCCUGGAGACCACCGAGGGCACCGGCAUCAACAUCACCUGCUCACAUACCAAAAUCCAACCCACUGACUGGAUCCAGUGGUACCGUCAGCUCCCUGGCCAAGGACCUGAACUCCUCGCACUCACUAUGAAAGAGUCCAAAGAGCUGCCGGAUGGUGCAGGACAGCUGUCGGUGUCGGCAGAUCGGAGUUCGAGCUGGCUGUGGCUCGCUGAGCCCCGGCGCGGGGACGCGGCCGUGUAUUACUGCGCGCUGGGGGCCCGGGCAGAGGAGCCGGGGCUGCGGCCGGGCACGAACCGCGGCGGGCGGGGCCGGGCGGGAACCGACACCGGCACCGGCACUGGGACCGGCACCGGCACUGGCAAUGGACAUCGGUACCGAUCCCUCAAUGGGACCGGGAUCGAAACCACCAUCGACACCGGCACCGUCAUUGACCCGAGCGGGGCCAGCAGGGGGCGCUGCCGCUCCGCCCGCCGGGCCCCAGGGCCGCGCCUCCGCAGCUCCUUCCUCUGCCCCGAGCCCACAGCAGCGACACCGCACAUCCCCAAACACGCCUCCCGCACGCCUCACAACCGCCCACAACCUGAUCUCACACAACCCCCACACACACAGUCUGGCCCAGCUCCGGCUGCUCCUUGGGAGCGCCAGGACUGGGAGCUGACAAAGUAG